Erythranthe guttata (spotted monkey flower) is the source of this 1880-nucleotide messenger RNA. RefSeq names its product TATA BOX ASSOCIATED FACTOR II 59 (gene TAFII59). Gene Ontology annotation, biological process: transcription initiation at RNA polymerase II promoter; RNA polymerase II preinitiation complex assembly. Lineage: Eukaryota; Viridiplantae; Streptophyta; Magnoliopsida; Lamiales; Phrymaceae. Gene Ontology annotation, cellular component: SLIK (SAGA-like) complex; transcription factor TFIID complex; SAGA complex. The record is from RefSeq and is a predicted model, not a curated record. Gene Ontology annotation, molecular function: RNA polymerase II general transcription initiation factor activity; transcription coactivator activity; protein heterodimerization activity.
AUAAAACUCAAAACCCUAACUGUAAAUUUUCCCCCAAUUUACAUUAUUCUACCCAACAAAACUGAAAUUCCGUAUGAUAUGAACAAGUCGAACAUCCUCUCUUUCUGAAUUAAUCGACGUAUAAAUCUGAAUUUUGCAAUAAAGUUUUGAAAUUUGAAGAUGAGCAUAGUGCCGAAAGAAACAAUCGAGGUGAUAGCGCAGAGCAUAGGCAUCACCAAUUUAUCCCCCGAUGUUUUGCCUGCUUUAGCUGCCGAUGUUGAGUACCGCAUUCGCGAAAUCAUGCAGGAAGCUAUCAAAUGCAUGCGGCAUUCGCGGAGAACUACUUUAACUACAGAUGAUGUAGAUAGCGCGCUUGGCUUAAGAAACGUUGAGCCAAUAUAUGGAUUUGCAUCGGGAGAUCCACUGAGAUUCAAAAGAGCUGCUGGGCACAAGGAUUUGUUUUAUAUUGAGGAAAAAGAUGUGGAAUUCAAGGAGGUAAUUGAAGCUCCUCUACCUAAGGCCCCGUUAGAUACAGCAGUAGUUACGCACUGGUUAGCUAUUGAAGGAGUUCAGCCCGCUAUUCCAGAAAAUCCUCCGCCUGAAGCUCUCCAGAUGCUUUCACUGCCUUCUGAUAACAGAAAGACUGAAGUCAAAGAGGAUGGAGUACCCGUGGACAUUAAAUUACCUAUUAAGCAUGUACUUUCGCGGGAACUUCAGCUUUACUUUGAGAAAAUCACCGAGUUGACUGUUAGUAGAUCCGAGUCCGGUCUGUUUAAAGCAGCAUUAUCAAGCUUGGCAACUGACUCAGGAAUUCAUCCCUUAGUCCCAUACUUUACGUUUUUUGUAGCUGAUGAGGUUUCUCGGAAUCUGAAUAAUUAUUCUCUCCUUUACGCUUUGAUGCGACUUGUGUGGAGCCUUCUUCAGAAUCCACAUAUACACAUUGAGCCAUAUCUGCACCAACUAAUGCCCUCGGUGAUGACGUGCCUUGUUGCUAAGAGACUAGGAAAUAAAUUAUCUGACAACCACUGGUAUCUUAGAAAUUUCACGGCUAAUCUGGUUGCUUCAAUAUGCAAGAGAUUCGGACAUGUUUAUCAUAAUCUCCAACCACGUGUGACCAAGACAUUGUUGCACGCUUUCUUGGACCCAUCGAAAGCUCUUCCUCAACAUUAUGGUGCUAUUCAAGGGCUAGCCUCCCUUGGCCCUAAUGUGGUUCGUAUGCUUGUGCUUCCCAAUCUCGAGCCUUAUUUGCAGCUUCUGGAGCCAGAAAUGCAACUAGAGACGCAAAAGAAUGAGAUGAAGAGGCAUGAAGCCUGGAUUGUAUAUGGAGCUUUAAUGCGUGCAGUCGGUAUGUGCAUGUAUGAUCGGCUGAAGAUGCUACCUUCUCUACCAUCUCCGCCACCACGUGCUGUUUGGAAGAGUAACGCCAAAGUAGUGACUACAGUUUCAAACAAACGUAAAGCAAGCAUGGAUAACAUGACGAACCAGCCACCGCUGAAGAAGUUAGCAACAGACAGUUCCAUGGGUGGAACAACACCUCCAAAUAUUGGGGCAGUGGACCCUAAUUUGCAAUCGUCAACGAAUAACAACAUGCCUGGUUCGAGCGGCAGAAAAGAAAUCCUCGGUGGUCAAAGAUUAUUGAAGACACCAGCAGCUCUCGAUCAGGCAUGGAAGGACGAUGUAGAUCCUCGAAGAGUUCUGCCUUUGUUGCGCAAAUGUUUCGGUGAUAGCAUGUUGCCUUUCUUCCCUACACCCGAGGCUUCUUUAUUCUUGUGAUAUAUUUUAACCACAAAUGUGUAACCAAAUAUUAGUACCCAGGUUUUGAGGAUUACAAUCAACUCAAAUAUGACGAGCCUGUUAUUGUGUGACAUCUGGCAUUGUUUAAAUUAAGGACUUGAGUAUGA